Molecule: messenger RNA, 1468 nt
Organism: Amphimedon queenslandica
Lineage: Eukaryota; Metazoa; Porifera; Demospongiae; Haplosclerida; Niphatidae
Product: amino acid transporter ANT1-like
Exons: 16
Coding region: 74-1378 (434 amino acids)
Biological process (GO): amino acid transmembrane transport
Cellular component (GO): vacuolar membrane
Molecular function (GO): L-amino acid transmembrane transporter activity
Source: RefSeq, a predicted model, not a curated record
AAGCCCCACCCAGUACUCAAGCCCCAUCCAUUUUGUAAACUUGUCUUUCUUUCAGUCUGUGUUCUGUUGGUCCAUGAUGCAUGGAGAUACUGAAGGAACAUCCAGUGGUAUUAAGAUAUUUGGAAACAUAUUCAUAUCAUUCAUUGGAGCGGGUAUACUGGGACUACCCUAUGCUUUUAUGGAAGCUGGUCUAAUUGAAGGUGUUAUAGUGAUGUCAUUGGUUGGUGUGAUAAGUGUGAAGGCAAUGCUCCUCUUGAUCGACUGUAAAGAUAAGAUACUAAAAGAAUCGCGAGUGUUAAUAAUUAAAAAUGGCCGACAGGAACAGGAUGAACUCCCCCCACCAGCUAAAGUUGGCAUAACUCACAUUGACUAUGGAGAACUAGGUUUUGCUGCUUACGGUUCAGCUGGUAAAGUUGUCGUUGACUUUUCAAUUAUUGUAUCACAAAUUGGAUUCAAUUGUGCUUACCUCAUAUUUAUUUCAGAGAAUUUCUACAGCAUCUUCCCUCGUAUACCAAAGUUAAUUUAUUUAUUUUUAUUAUUAGUUCCGUUGUGUUUCUUGUGUAAUCUCAGACACUUGGCAGCUCUAGCACCUUUCAGCUUGUUUGCUGAUUUUGCUAACGUCUUUGCUUACAGCAUAGUCUUCUACUUUGACUUGAGGCAUUUGCAUCUUGUCCAUUCACAUGUAAGGUCAAUUUCACUUGAUGGUCUGCCAUUUUUUUUGGGCGUGGCUAUUUAUUGCUAUGAGGGGGCGGGUAUGGUCCUGUCAUUGGAGCAGUCAGUUAUUAAAGAUUAUAGAAAUACUUUCAGAAGCAUAUUCAAGCUCGUUCUAUUUUUAGUAACACUAUUGUACAUAGUAUUUGGUGUAAUGGGGUACCUGUCAUUUGGUCCUUAUACUCAGAGUAUUAUAACACUAAACCUUCCACCUGGUCCAUUUCCUCUGAUUGUGAAGUCUUGUCUAUGUCUCUCUCUAUUCUUCACUUAUCCAAUGAUGAUGUUUCCUGUAUCUGAGAUACUAGAGAAAAGGAUCAGUUGUGUCUCAUUCUCUCCCUCACACUUCACUGGCUACCUCUCUGGGUGUAUCCUGAGGAUUCUAUUGGUUCUAGUAACUGGGAUCAUUGUGCUGCUUAUCCCUAAUUUCUCCAUUUUGAUGGCUCUGGUUGGCUCAUCUUGUUGUACUCUCCUUGCCUUCAUUCUUCCUGCUGUCUUUCAUGUUAAACUAUUUGGAAAGAACAUUGCUCGAUUUCAAUUUUUCUUUGAUAUAUUACUGAUAUUAAUUGGAUUGAUAGGGGCAGUAAUUGGAACCCAGGACGCUUUGUCUAGAUUGUUUAGUGACAAAACAACUAGUUUACACACAAUUAAUAACACCAUUAUCAAUUAAUAUAAUCUUAAUUAUUUUUAUUAUUAAAUGUGUAAACUGAUACUACAGAACAACAACAAUAAUAAACAGAGUAUUUAUAGUUCAUGAAAA